GGUUAUCCUUAUUAUUAUUAUAUAUGAUCUCCACCAUUCUGACGCCAGGUAUCUUCUUACUUUUACCUUCCACGCCAUUAAUUCGCCGCCGGCGAUUCCUUGACGCCGUCGUUCCAUGUUGCGAUCGGAAAGCUCUGAUGGCUGCUGCUGCUGCCAGCUCCUCUGUUCGCUCCUCAAGAUCGUCAUCACGGCCGGCUUGGCUCUCUUCUUCUGGUGGCUCAUCUUCCGCCCCCGCCUCCCCCGCGCCUCCAUCCACCAGAUCCAGCUAUCCGACUUCAACCUCACCGCCGAUAAUUCCACCCUUCGCUUCAACCUCACCGUCGCCGUCGCCCUCCGCAACCCCAACAAGCGGGUCAGUCUCUACUACGACGCCCUCGACGCCGCUCUCUUCUACGGCGGCAAGCAGAUCCAGUCGGCGCCGCUCCCGGUCUUCUACCAGCCCCACAAGAACACCGCCGAGCUCGAAGGGAAGUUCAGCGGCAGCGCGGCGGGCGUGGCCGAGGCCUUCCGGGCGGAGAGGGCGGAGGGCACCUUCAAUUUCGAGGUGAGGGUGGAGAGCAGCUUGCGGAUGAAGCUUUGGUUCGUCAAAAUCGGGCACUUCCACCCCAAGUUCGAUUGCAAGGUAGGGAUUAGUGGCGGCGUGCCGGUGACUAAUGGGACUUGGAACUGCGAUCGCUGAUCCCGGCGGCGGAGCUCCGCCGUCUAUCCAUCUAUCGAUUAGAUUUCUUUGACUAAAAUCGAAAUAUGCAAUUCGAAGUUGGACGAGUCUGCCGGCGUCGAGAUGCCAUCUUUGUUUGAUUUGAUCGAUGUUAAUUGGCGAUUUUUCUACGUUUGUGUGAGCUGGUACUGAGCUGGCUUCUGCAUCUGUCUGUUUAUGAAUUAUUAUUGACUUGAGUUUC
Zingiber officinale is the source of this 899-nucleotide messenger RNA. RefSeq names its product NDR1/HIN1-like protein 10. NCBI's taxonomy places the organism in Eukaryota, Viridiplantae, Streptophyta, Magnoliopsida, Zingiberales, Zingiberaceae. The record is from RefSeq and is a predicted model, not a curated record. The coding region runs from base 116 to 679 and encodes 187 amino acids. Gene Ontology annotation, biological process: defense response to other organism. The transcript has a single exon.